AGCAGAAGAAGGCGGUUUGCCUUUGUAGUCAGAGAGGAAUGCGGAAAUGUCCCUGCUCUGUGUCAAACUUCUCUGAAGAGGGUCAAGGCACAUUCAGCCAGCGUGGGAAAGGGAAAGGGAAAGGAAUCGGAGCUCCCAGCCCUGUGUUGCAUAUUCUGGGAUAGAAAGAAACUUUGCAUGUAGUUUGCAUGUUGAUUCGUUUAUGCUAGGCACUAAGAUAUCUGAAACUGGGUUGCAUGUAUGUUAUUUCGAGGAAAACGACCCCCUCCCCCCUUUUUUAGUUGUUCUUAUUGCGAUUGCCCUGUUGGUAAGCAAAGGCGACUGUUGCAGGAUGGGGGUUCCAGCGUGCACCAUCCCUCUACCUGUGUGGCCCUGGGUACGGACAGUGGGGUAUCUGUGAAGUCGCUUACUUGCAAACUUGUUUAGAAAGAAGCGGCGUCUCGUCGUCGUUUGUAAAGGACGUGCACACUGCUGCGGAAUCUGGUUUCUAUUGAUAUCGAUCAGGCAUUGCUUAUGCUUGGCCACACUUCUGAUGAUGUCUUUGUAAAACAUAUUUUGGACGUCGCCUGAUUCGGGACCUCACCAAAACUUUUUGCAACGUAUGAAAGAAACGCUUUAAAAUGGACAAAGAAAGCUCGACUCAACAAUACGAACCCGUCGCCGAGAUUGGCGAGGGUGCUUACGGGAAGGUGUACAAAGCACGAGAUUUGAAGAACGGUGGUCGUUUCGUUGCCCUUAAAAGAGUGCGAGUGCAGACUGAGGAAGAAGGAAUGCCCCUUUCAACUAUACGCGAGGUGGCAGUACUGAGGCAACUGGAAUCUUUUGAGCACCCCAACGUUGUCAGGUUGUUUGAUGUGUGCACAGUAUCCAGGACUGACAGAGAGACCAAGCUGACCCUUGUCUUCGAGCAUGUGGACCAAGACCUGACCACAUACUUAGAGAAAGCACCGGAACCUGGUGUGCCUCCAGAAACCAUUAAGGAUAUGAUGUACCAGCUACUGCAGGGUCUGGAUUUCCUCCACUCUCACCGCGUGGUCCACCGUGACCUGAAGCCCCAAAACAUCCUGGUCACCAGUGGAGGGCAGAUCAAACUGGCCGACUUUGGUCUGGCGCGGAUAUACAGCUUCCAGAUGGCACUUACCUCAGUAGUUGUUACACUGUGGUACCGUGCUCCAGAAGUCCUUCUGCAGUCCAGCUAUGCCACACCAGUUGACCUGUGGAGUGUGGGGUGCAUAUUUGCUGAGAUGUUCAGGAGAAGGCCUCUGUUUCGGGGAAAUUCUGAUGUUGAUCAGCUGGGCAAGAUUUUUGACGUGUUAGGGGUCCCCAGCAUGGACGACUGGCCUCAGGAGGUGGCACUCCCGUGGAGCGCCUUCGCCCCUAGGCCCCCCCAGCCCAUCGGAGACCUGGUUCCAGAUAUUGAUGAGCUGGGAGCUUCACUUCUGCUUCAAUUCUUGUCUUUUAAUCCUGCCAAGAGGAUAUCGGCCUAUGCUGCCCUGUCCCAUCCAUACUUUGAGAACAUGGAGAGGAACAAUAAAGACUCCCAGGAGCUUCCUAACAGCCAGUUGCCUGUCGAAGAGAGAGGGGCCUGCUGAAGACUCCAAGGGAGAUUCCUGUCUUGCUUUUUUUUUUAAGGAUUGAGCGAAGGAAGUCUUCCAUACCGAAGAAUGCUGCUUUGAGGAUACCUUACUCCAGAUAUAAAAGCAAUUCAAAUUUUGUUUUUGCCCUCAGGUGUUUUUAUAAAAUAAUCAAUGCGAGGAACACCACGGCUUAAAUGUCUAACCUAGUAAUACUCUGAAUGUCCAAAUGCUGCUUUUUCUUCUGCCUUUUCAAGGAAAAUGCUGAGCAAAAGCCAAUCCUAACCUGCACACACACACCUUUCACUGCCAGGGCCUUUUAGGGAUUUCACCUGUACAGCUGCUUUAACUGGCCCUCACAGCACACAUACACACACACAAACCACAGACCUAUACACAUACAUGUACACAUAUACACAUACACACAUCUUACUCUUACAUCUCUCUUUAGGGAUUUAACCUCUAUAGCUGCUUUAAGAUGCCCUCUUCUCCACCACAUAGCCACCAGCCUUUCAAUGCCAGGCUGCCUUUUCCCUGUACAGCUGCUGCAGGAAACCUCCAUCACUAUGCACAUACAAACACAUUUAUACACACAGAGACUGGCUUAUACACAAACUUACCCCCUUUCACCAUCAAAGCUCUUCUGUGGGGCGUCUCUGAUGAUACACACCCACACAGACAAGCUGGGUGCAGAUCCCUGCCAGGCAUACACACACGUUGGUUCCCCCACACUCCCUUCCAUUCCAUCUUUGGGAACGUCUCCGAUAUCCACCCCACACACCUUGCCUCCCUCCCAGGACGUGGUUCGGAUGCUAAUAGAUAAAACUGGCAUAUCUACCACCAGGUAGCAAGCAGGGCAAGCCCAAACACCUCACAACCUCACCUCACCGGAUAUUUCCCUACAGUCAUUUCAAAUGCACCAAACUGUCAUUCAGAGCACACAGCUGAAAAUGUCUUAAACUGUAUCUAUGUGGUCUAUAAUAUUUACUGUUCCUAUUUGGAUCAGCAUUUUAUUUCAUUACUAAUGCUUGAGGUUGAGGCAAUGUCUAUUAAUUGAGGCAAAUAUGUUAAUACACGGCGGCACGGAUGGUGCAGUGGGUGGCACUGCCAUCUCACAGCAAGGAGGUCCUGGGUUCGAAUCCCCAUUGGCCGGGGCCUCUCUUUGCAGAGUUUGCAUGUUCUCCCCGUGUCUGCGUGGGUUUCCUCCCACAGUCCAAAGACAUGCAGGUUAGGCUGAUUGGAGAGUCUAAAUUGCCCAUAGGUAUGAGUGUGUGAGUGAAUGGUGUGUGUGCCCUGCGAUGGACUGGUGACCUGUCCAGGGUGUAUUCCUGCCUUUCGCCCAAUGUAUGCUGGGAUAGGCUCCAGCCCCCUGCGACCCUGUUCAGGAUAAGUGGGUUCAGAUAAUGGAUGGAUGGAUGGAUGGAUGGAUGUUAAUACACUGGGUCUAGAUCUUGGAAAGUAUGAACUGAAGUAGUAAAGUAAUAUUAAAAAGAAUAACUUAGGUAUAUGAUGUAUUUUCUUCUUUUUUUUGGAUUGUAAUAUCAUAUUUGAGUGGUGUGUCUGAAUAUAUCACAUUUAAUCGUGGAGCAAGACACUCUGCUGCCACAUCUCUAUUGGUUAUUGCUAACCAUUAAAAGUAUAGUCAGCCAGUCACAACUAUUUGUGACACCUGAUGUUGAAAAACACAUUGUAAAACAAAAGGUUUCACAGGCAUGUGGGGUUUGGAAUGAGCAGCGGUAGUGCAUUUUACAUGUGAAUUGUGAAGUGCAUAGGUCUAGCACUAGCACUGGUAGUGUUAGUACAAGGAUUGGUGUGGUGUGAUAGUGAAGCAUUAGCAUGGGUGUACAGCUCAAUGGAGAUGUUGCUUUGCUCAGAAGUGUGUCCCUAUUUAUCACCCACAUAUGAACGGGCUGGAUAUUCUUUUCUUUUUUUUCAAACAGCACUACAACUCUUGAGACCAUUGGACCUAAAUGAAUUAGACCAAAUCAUUUCCAGUAUAUCAACUAAAGUGUAGAAUCAACCUGUAAAAUGGUCAAGGAUUUACUUCCAAAAACUUCCUCUGGCCUAUAGGUUAAGAUGGUAACAGUUCAGGUAUUAAACUAGCAGGUAAUGUAGAAAGUCCACGUGGAUGGAUAUUGAGUAUGCAGUUCAGAGAGGAGGGGGAUGAAUCUGUAGCUCCAGGAUGUGUUGAAGUGUGGGCAAGAACUAGGAGAGGAGCAGGGCUCCAGCAGUCCACAACCUUAUAGAAAAUACGGUCCAGUGUUUUCUAGAUUUUAUAAAGUAAUUAUUCAUUAUUCAUUUUUUUUAUUACAUUUUGCUGUUAGUGUUUGAGCUUAAUGGUAAGGAAGAAUAUACAUGUUUGACAGCCAUCUAGAUGUUGACAAGAAAGGACCCAAUAAUAAUGGCAAUAAUGAAUGACAGGCAAUCUAUGGCAGGCCAACUGGAAGCUCAUAGGCAAUAUGGACACUCACCAGACAAGUGGGUUGAUGAAAAAGUGGGACUUGGUGUGGGUCAAAAAAGCUAAGGGGAAAGCCAGUAGAGCUGAAACUAUGUUCACACAAAUAGAAACUGCUCUAUAUUCUGUACUCAGGUUUAGUUUAGGAAACAGAAAACAACAGCUAACAGAAGACUCACUAUCACACAUUCAGUCUUUAGUGAAGGACUUUCAGUGACAACUUUCAGGUUUCUUUUUUAAGGAUGCAAUUAAUGCUGAUACUGUGCUAAGAUUUUCAAAUUCAUGGCAAAUUGAAUACAUAUCUUCUUCACACAUACAAUGGAUGCAGUUAAUACUUAUCUUUAACAGUAUUUAACUGUAGGCUGACACAAAACAGUGUAGUGCUUAGCACUAUUUGAAUUACAUGCGAUAAGAAAGGACUUAUCAACACAAUUCAACUACAUAUUCUCUGCCAUUCAUGAAUAUUAAUCAUGCUUUCGAUAUUAUGGCACUGAGCAUGAUAUUAUUCCAUAAUGAUGCACAAACCUUUUUUAAUAAUAUACAUUUUUUAUUGCUAAUGUCAUCAUUAUUGCUUCUCAAGCUACUCAGCUUUUUAGAUACUGAUAACUACUCUGCUCAACUUUGUUGAACUAAAUUAACAAUAAAGAUAUUUUCUCUAGA
Molecule: messenger RNA, 4689 nt
Organism: Conger conger (European conger)
Lineage: Eukaryota; Metazoa; Chordata; Actinopteri; Anguilliformes; Congridae
Gene: cdk6
Product: cyclin dependent kinase 6
Exons: 8
Coding region: 621-1592 (323 amino acids)
Biological process (GO): signal transduction; G1/S transition of mitotic cell cycle; regulation of G2/M transition of mitotic cell cycle
Cellular component (GO): cytoplasm; cyclin-dependent protein kinase holoenzyme complex; nucleus
Molecular function (GO): ATP binding; cyclin-dependent protein serine/threonine kinase activity; cyclin binding
Source: RefSeq, a predicted model, not a curated record